AAAGCCAAAUUAAAGUCUACAACAAAGACUCAAAAAGUGCGAAAUGAGCCGUAUACGGUAAACGUCAAAAACUUCAAAGAAUUCGAUAGUGCCUUAAUCGAAAGAUCAACCCCUUAUGUCCAACAUCUUGGAGCCUCCAGAGCUCGCAGCCCCUGCAAACGUAUCAAGUGAUAGCCAUUACCAAAAAAUGGACUUCGAAGAAGCCUCCAGAAAACGAGAACACUGUGAUGAAUCGUCGGACGAUGAUGGUCAGAGCAGCAGCGAUCCUUCCGACCUAGAAGAAGAAGAGGAGCAAAGUGAUGAGCAUGUCAACCUUACCCAAUCGCAACUCAGUGGGUUAAUGGAAGAACUUGAACUCCUUCGUCAAGAAAACAAACGUCUUAAAGAGCUAUACCUACAUCAACCGACAACAAAAAAUGAUGCACCUGGAACAUCCAAAAGAAUGAAAUCAGCUGAAGCCAACGACAACAGCAACUACGAAAACGAGUACCCGUCUCUGUCAGACGGCAAGAGGGAUCGAAAGGCGGUCAGCGUCAGCAGCCCUCGUCAUGUCAACAUCAGCAACAACAUCAGCAACAACAGCAGCAACAACAUCGGCAAAAAAUCGUCAAAACCAGGAGGACCCCAGGGUAUCCAGAAGAUAACUACACCAAAAGCGGCGAUUCCUCCAAUAAUUAUAGUUUACAAUGCAGAACCAAAAACAUUAACAGUAUAUUUCUACAGAUCAUCAACUGGCGGAUAUAUUGACAAAACCACUUCCAGCCCCACGCUUUGCACAAUUGAGACAGCUUCUUGGCUUAAGCGAUUGAUGGAUGCAGACGAUACUUACAUAAAAGUUGAAGACUUAAUUUAAUUUAUCAUUUAAAGAAUAAUUUUUGAAACUAUGAAUCUGUUAUAUUUUCUAGCUAUUAAGUUUGGAAACAGAAGAUUUUCUUAAUUACUUUAUAGUUUUCAAAUUUAUAAUAUCACUUCCUGAAAUUGCCUUUAAUUGUUUUGUAUGUUAA
This is a messenger RNA of Drosophila takahashii, 1004 nucleotides long. RefSeq lists its product as uncharacterized. The record is from RefSeq and is a predicted model, not a curated record. NCBI's taxonomy places the organism in Eukaryota, Metazoa, Arthropoda, Insecta, Diptera, Drosophilidae.